AAAGGAGAAUUUGAAUCAAAUAGCGAUUUAUCAGAAUUCGAUUAUAUCAGUCGCCAUCAGGCCGGUAAAAAGUGCAAAUUUGGUGAAACAUGGUCUUCUGAUGACAAUUCCGAUGUUAGCAUUCGGCCAAAGAGGUUUACAAAAAGCAAGUCGAAGGGCAGCAUCAAUUAUCAGGAACCAAGCUCAGAUGAGGAUAUUGAUGCAGAUGAUGUUGCCGUAUGGAAGUAUGAAUAUGAGACUGACCCAAAUAUUCCUGAGCCAGAGACAAUUGAGAAAGUUAUUAACCAUCGCAUUGGUUAUCAUGGAGCUACUGGUUCGGCCACGACGUGUUAUAAUGUUGAAGAAAAAGGCGAUCCAAAUGUUCCUAAAGAUGGCUCAUCUCAGAUGCUUGAACAACAUUUCCUCAUCAAAUGGGUAGGAUGGUCACAUAUACAUAAUACAUGGGAAUCCGAAGAAAGCUUAAUUGCUGCAAAAGUUAAAGGAAUGAAAAAAAUUGAUAAUUAUAAAAGACGAUUACUAGAAUUUGAAGAAAUGUAA
Messenger RNA from Dracunculus medinensis (Guinea worm), 537 nucleotides. Lineage: Eukaryota; Metazoa; Nematoda; Chromadorea; Rhabditida; Dracunculidae. The record is from the annotation of a GenBank genome assembly.